Molecule: messenger RNA, 1711 nt
Organism: Bursaphelenchus xylophilus (pine wood nematode)
Lineage: Eukaryota; Metazoa; Nematoda; Chromadorea; Rhabditida; Aphelenchoididae
Source: the annotation of a GenBank genome assembly
AUGUUUUACGUGAACAGAGAGAAGUAAGGCCAUUUCGAUAUGCCUUUAAUACCGGUGGGGCUUGGUACCUCCAGUUCAUUCAGUGUUAGCUCCAUUUCGGGAAAUACUUCAACUAUUGAAGAACCAUCAAGCUCCUUUCAAGACGACAAGCAAUGGCUCGAUGAUAUUUGCGUGGCAAACAAUAUUGUAAGUUGCGUUAUGACUUUUCUACGUUUUUAGAUUACAAGUACUGGACGAUGUGUGACCACUUACAUGUGUAAAAAGUGUGGCCGAGAGUUUCCACAUCCGUCCAAAAUUAGAGAACAUUUCCGAGUUCACACGGGAGAGCGACCAUUUAAAUGCAGUAUUUGUUCUUGUUCUUUUGCUCAGAAAAACUCCUUAACAGUAAGUUAAGCAUUCCAAAUAUAUUUGUUUAGUCCCAUCUUCGAAUUCACACUGUGAGUCGACCUUACGAAUGCCGGUUUUGCGACGUAAAAUUCAGCACGUCCUCCCAUAGACUUCGACAUGAGAAAACUGUUCACGCAGACCUUUUCCGGUCGCAAUUGAUGAACACCGCUUAUGACGGACCACCAACUUUAUCUCCUCAGCCAAGGCUAAUAGAUGAAUCCAACUACAUUGAAAACGAGAUCGUUAUAGAGGACAAUCCCACUGAAAUUCGAGGCAAGAAGAAUGCCAGUGAACGGGAAGGUCAGAGAACGUUCGUGAAGAAUCGUGCCAUUGAUGGAUCCGUAGCUCAUCUGGGGGAAGAAUAUCAGGAAGUUGUGUUUGCCAACGAACUCCCGCCCGUAAAGGGACGAAGGCGACGAGCUGAUGAGUACAAAGUAAGCGUUGAACUCCCCGUUUUAUCUCGUUUCUUUUAGCAAGUUGUCGUGGACAGUAGAAUAUAUGACAUGGCCGCUCCUCGACCAAAGAAUUUCAGCAAACCGGGAUUAAACACUAUGAAGUUGAAGAAACCGAUGCCCAAGGGAGUGAAGGAAGACACGAUUAAUAUUGUGGUCGACGCAAUUGCGCGAGGAAUGGAUCCAUCUGAUAUUUUGCCACGAUCAAAGAGACCAGCCACAAUAAAAGAAUGUGAAUAUUGUGGGAAGAAACUGAAAUAUCCCUCUAGAAUAUUGGUAAGAGGUUUCUGAUGGAGUUGUUAUGUCUUUAGGAACAUAUGAGGACUCAUACCAAGGAAAAGCCCUUUGUUUGUCCCAUUUGUCAUACUGGAUUUGCGCAACAAACGACCUUAAGAAUGCAUCUCCGACGUCAUAUGGAUACCCGUCUCUUCGUGUGUCCUAUGGAUGGAUGUCAGUCAUCUUUCAUCAAUGGAGCUCUUCUGAACCUCCAUGUAAAAGAAGUUCAUCAACAGAAACGUCGAUUUGCUUGUUUAAAUGGUUGCGGGAAGAUAUUCAGAUCAAAUUCGGCUCGGUUAAAACAUGAGAUGGAGAUGUGUGAAGUUGUGAAUCAAGAAAUUAUCCACGAGCAUGUUGAUGAGCAAACAGAAUUUGUUGGUGAUGUCGAAGGGAGAGAGGCAACUGUGGGUGAGGAAGGGUACAUUAUUGAGGAAUGGAAGGAAGACGAGCAUGGAAAUGUUAUCUACGAUGAAGAACAGGAGUACGAAGAUAACUAUUUCUACGAGGAAAUGGAGGAAUUCCGUUUAGAGGGUAAUUUUGAGGUGGGCGGGGGUGUCUCCGCUCCUGGGCGUUUUGUUAAUGAAGAAAGCCACUAA